AGCCUCGCCUCGCCUCGCCUCUGUCGUCGCAGCCUUCAAGCUCCGUGUCUGAAACAACAAGUCGAACUUCUCAGGCGGAGUCGUGUGGCGUGCACCGACUCAGGCGAACAUUGCGUUGCUGGGGAGGUUGCGAAAAGAGCAGCCGAGUAAGGGGCCAGCACCGAGGAAAGGACCGGGAAGAGGCUGUGGUUUGUCGCAGCCAGAAGCGGGGAAGGGAAUUAGGAGACGCUGGGGGCAAGCCAAGGCUUCCCGGGCGUUCUCUGGUCAAGGUUGUCCGUGCUCCCCGGCUGGCUGUGCCUGGCAGGGGUCUCCAGGUGUUCUGAGCCUUGCUGAGACAUGUCCUAUCCCAGCGCUCCCCCAAGUUAUGAUGACAGGAACCCCCUCCAUCCACCACCACCUGGGGGAUAUUCUGGAGGAUAUCCUGCCGGAUUUCCUGGGGCUUACCCACAACCUCCACCAUAUGGUGCUGGGUAUCCACAACCAGGAGGCUAUCCUCAACCAGUUCCUCCUAUGCCAACACAUCCAAUGAACUUUGCAGGUGACAACUAUGGCUGCAGUGAUACAGACGGGAAUGGGACUUUCAGUUCAGCAGACUGGGGUGACAAGAAAGUUCGGCAUAAUUUUAUCCGCAAGGUUUACAGCAUCAUCUCGGUGCAGCUGCUUGUGACUGUGGGCAUCAUUGCAAUUUUUACCUUUGUCACCCCCGUAAGCAGUUUUGUGCGAAGAAAUAUGGCUGUUUAUUAUGUGUCUUAUGCUGUAUUUUUCGUCACUUAUCUGGUGUUGGCAUGUUGUGAAGGCCCACGGAGACGCUUUCCAUGGAACAUCAUCCUUCUGUCUGUCUUUACAUUGGCCUUGAGCUUCAUGACGGGCACCAUUGCCAGCGCAUACAGUACAAGAGCUGUUCUCCUUGCCGGGAUAAUCACAGCCAUAGUGGCCAUAAUAGUCACCAUCUUCUGCUUCCAGACAAAGGUGGACUUCACAUCCUGUACUGGCUUGUUCUGUGUGCUGGGCAUUGUCGUCAUGGUUACUGGCAUUAUCACAGCAAUAGUCCUGUCCUUCAAAUAUAUUUACUGGCUCCACAUGCUGUAUGCUGCUAUUGGUGCAAUUGCUUUCACCCUGUUCCUUGCAUAUGACACCCAGUUGGUGUUAGGCAACAGAAAACACUCAAUGAGCCCUGAGGAAUAUGUCUACGGAGCCCUCACGAUAUACACGGACAUAGUCUACAUCUUUACCUUCCUCUUGCAAAUUGUAGGCAGCAGAGAUUAGGAGGCUGAGGCCCUGCUCUUUUGCGCUGUUUGGCAACUUCUCCAGAAGUUCAGAGGAACACAUUUCUUUCUGGACUUAAUGUUCUGCUACUCUGAUCUUACCUCCAGCACAUGUGUAGUAGCUACUAGUGGAUUUAUAUAGCAGACAGAGAUACAGAUGUAAGUGGGAGGCCACAGAUUUUUUUUCAAUGUGGACAUUGACUGUAAUCCAUGAAUUUGUCUGUAUUUUCCCAUUUUGCAUAUGUCAGACCUUUGCUGUAUCUAGUGCCCUGUAUACAUGAAUGCAGUGUAUAUAUGUUGCCACCUUGGUGUGAUGUACCAUAGUCCUUUCAAGUAAUCUUCUAUUUUGUCAGCAUACUUAACCAAUAUGUAAACAGUUAUUCCAAAUAGUCAGUGCCAAACUCCAAGGCUCCAAUUUAUGUGUGCAAAUAAAAUUUAUAUUUUUGAAUAA
Messenger RNA from Eublepharis macularius, 1716 nucleotides. RefSeq names its product protein lifeguard 3-like. Lineage: Eukaryota; Metazoa; Chordata; Lepidosauria; Squamata; Eublepharidae. Bases 337 to 1266 code for a protein of 309 amino acids. The record is from RefSeq and is a predicted model, not a curated record. The transcript has 12 exons. Gene Ontology annotation, biological process: negative regulation of apoptotic signaling pathway. Gene Ontology annotation, cellular component: Golgi apparatus; endoplasmic reticulum; membrane.